AUGAAUACUGGAGUAAAAUUAUACAAUACACUAAUGCAAGACCCUGGAAUACAGAAUGCGGUAAAAGGUUUAAAAGUUUUUCAAAAAGUUAUUUUAAAUCACGAUAAAGAUCUUAAAUUACGUCAUUAUGAUCCACACAGAUUUGCUAUGGACCGUGACGCCAGAGAAAAACUACAAGUACCCAAAAAAGAAGUGACUCAAAGUAUGUCUGACACAACACGAAUCAAUAACGAUAAGAUGGCCAACAAACAAGUUGUAAUCAAUUUUUAUAGAGCAAGCGAUUCGUUUGGCUGUUUUAGUAAUUUUUCAUGUCAUAAUGUCCAUCUUGCAGGUUUUGUUUGGCCUACAUCCGAGCACUAUUUUCAAGUAUAUCAUUAUCGAUCGGUCAUUGUUUUCUAUUCUACUGCCUUUAUUAACUUUGAAGUUUUGUUUGAUUCAUCAUUAGGCUAUAUCAACUACUAUCAUGCAAUUAGAGAAGCAAAGACACCAGGUGACAGCGCUUCGAUGGGUCGUUCAAGAGCACAUCCAUUGAGAAAAGACUGGGAGGACAUCAAAGAUAAUGUAAUGUUUGAUGUUUGUCUUGCCAAAUUCCAACAACACAAAGAUAUUCAAAAGCAUAACUUAUACUUCUUUUUUACUAAACAAUCAGUUCUUUUGGCUACUGAAGAUGCAACCCUAGUUGAGCACACUAAGAAUGAUUCAUAUUGGGGUGAUGGUGGUGAUGGCACUGGUAAAAAUAUGCUUGGCCAAACUUUGGAAAAAGUUAGAGAUUUCAUAAGAAAUAAUCCAAAAUAA
Molecule: messenger RNA, 795 nt
Organism: Heterostelium album PN500
Lineage: Eukaryota; Evosea; Eumycetozoa; Acytosteliales; Acytosteliaceae
Product: NADAR family protein
Exons: 6
Coding region: 1-795 (264 amino acids)
Source: RefSeq, a predicted model, not a curated record